GCGGGCGAUCAGCGGACCGGCGCCCCCAGGGCCGGGAAGGGAUGUGGGUGUGGAGUUUCUGCAGGAGGGGCUUUGGGUGGGCGGGGACACCCAGAUGCAGCCCCCGCCGCUGAUCUUCUGGGCUCUGGGCUUCCACUUCCUGUUUGUUUCCCCUUUCCAGAUGUGCCGGGACGGGAGGCAGGGCAGGGCAGGCUCUCCGUGGAAGCCCAGAUCCCUCUGCUCCCCAUGGGCAGCUGCCAGGCUGGGCACAACUUGCAUCUCUGUCUGGCCCACCACCCGCCUCUGGUCUGUGCCACCUUGAUCCUGCUGCUCCUUGGCCUUUCUGGCCUGGGCCUCGGCGGCUUCCUCCUCACCCACAGGACUGGCCUGCGUAGCCCUGACAUCCCCCAGGACUGGGUCUCCUUCUUUAGAUCGUUAGCUGAGCUGAGCCUAUGCCCUGCGAAUGGUACUGUCACGGGGAGGUGGCCUGGGCCUCACACUGUGGGCUUACUGACCACCUUGAACUUCGGAGAUGGUCCAGACAAGAACAAAACUCAGAUAUUCCAAGCCACGGUUUCCGGGAGCCACAUGGGAUUGAAAGGAGCUCAUGCAGGAGAGCUGGUCCUUGUUACAGCCAGGGCAUCCACAGAAAGGACCCCAGGAACCUGCCUGUAUUUCAGUGCCACUCUGGGUAUCCUGCCCUCCAGCCAGCCACCCAUACCUUGCACCGAGGAGGGAGUGGGAAAUGCUACUCUGACCCCUAAGAUGAACGAGGAGUGUGUCACAGUCUGGAGCCACGAAGGCCUUGUGCUCACGAAGCUGCUCACCUCGGUAAGAGCCUAAGUUUGAGAGUUGAAU
Erinaceus europaeus (western European hedgehog) is the source of this 837-nucleotide messenger RNA. It is a transcript of the gene TMEM219, whose product is annotated as transmembrane protein 219. The transcript is spliced from 4 exons. Bases 226 to 822 code for a protein of 198 amino acids. NCBI's taxonomy places the organism in Eukaryota, Metazoa, Chordata, Mammalia, Eulipotyphla, Erinaceidae. The record is from RefSeq and is a predicted model, not a curated record.